This is a messenger RNA of Funneliformis mosseae, 192 nucleotides long. The record is from the annotation of a GenBank genome assembly. NCBI's taxonomy places the organism in Eukaryota, Fungi, Glomeromycota, Glomeromycetes, Glomerales, Glomeraceae.
AUGACCGGAAGCAAUGAAUAUACGGAUGAAGCUUCAACUUCACAUCAAAAUAAUCUUGUUACCACUCUUAUUACCCUUAAUGUUAGUGGAAUACUCUACACUACUAUAAAAAGAAUACUUUUAAAAAAAACGAAAUUCUUUUCAGAGCCUUUUAAAGAUUUUGAUUAUAAUGGAAACAUUUUUAUUGACUGA